AUGAUGUUAGAUGCUUCAGCUGGAGGCAGCAUAAAUACUAAGACUGAAGAUGAGGAUUAUGAAUUGAUCGAGAGCAUGGCUAUGAGUGAGGUGAAAUUGGACAAGCUAACAAAGAUCAUUGCUGCAUUUCCAAUGGGGGUAAGGAAUGUUUCUCAGACUCAACAACUUUGCAAUUUAUGUGGUGGUGACCAUAUCAAUGGUCAAUGUGCUUUCCCUGAGGAGUUGCAACAGGAUGUUAACUACAUGGGAGCCCAGUUUCAGUACAAGCAAGGUGCUUUCAACCAAGGUAGUUCCAGCCAAGGUUGGAAGAACCACCCCAGUGUAGGGCAAAAUCAGAAUAAUUCUUCUGGACCUAUAGGAGGCUUUCGACAACAACAACCAUCACCUCUAUGGCAGCAACUGUCUAAAAGGAUAGAAACCACCGAGAAGAAUCAGUUUAGGGCUAAUACUGAUGUUAACCCUAAGGAUGAGUGCAAAGCUAUUCUGACAAGCCAUAAAAGGAAGGCAGAAGGGGAACCAAUUGAUUUUGAAAAUAAUGAAAAAGGAGAUAAGGAGAUGAUGAGUGCUAAUGAAGUCAAUGAGAAAGGAAGCAGUGAAGAUGAAAUUGAGCUCACUGAUGAAGAAGAGGAUCCUGAAGAAGACGUUAUUGAGCCAGAGGAGGAAGAGGAAGUUGAAUUCACUGAAGAAGAAGAGGAGUUUGUAGUUCAACCUCAAAAGAUGAAGCAUCCACCUAAGGUAGAAGAUCCAGGAUGUUUAACAAUCUCAUGUGUUCUGAAUGAGUGUGAUGUAGGGGAAGCCAUGAUAGAUUCUGGAGCUAGCAUUAAUAUGUUACCCAAGCAUUUCUUAACAAAGUUCAGAGGUCUAGUGCUGAAACCAUCUAGUGUUAUUGUGAUGGUAGCAGAUGGAUCCAUGGCAAAACCACUUGGUAUGAUGGAGGAUGUUAUUGUGCGUGUGGAGCAGCUUGAGUUCUUAGUUGAUUUUAUUGUCAUGGAUGUGGAAAAUGAUGAAGAGAUUCCUGUACCUGUGAAUCAAAAAGGAAGAUUCAUCCAUCCUGAACUAAAGGAAGACCCAUUCCAACCAGGUAUUAAAGUGAAAUAUAAGAAGAGGAAGUGGGUAGUAAAAGAGCUAAAGGAGAAAGGGAUGAUAGAGAGUGAGACACCAAACAGUGGACAUAUCAAGCAAGUGGAUAAAAGAAAGCUGAGAAUCCGGUGUACUGGAGACACCAACAAGAAGGAUAACACGUGA
This is a messenger RNA of Vigna radiata var. radiata (mung bean), 1245 nucleotides long. RefSeq lists its product as uncharacterized. Bases 1 to 1245 code for a protein of 414 amino acids. The transcript is spliced from 4 exons. The record is from RefSeq and is a predicted model, not a curated record. Lineage: Eukaryota; Viridiplantae; Streptophyta; Magnoliopsida; Fabales; Fabaceae.